Nematostella vectensis (starlet sea anemone) is the source of this 6529-nucleotide messenger RNA. RefSeq names its product phosphatidylinositol 4-kinase alpha. NCBI's taxonomy places the organism in Eukaryota, Metazoa, Cnidaria, Anthozoa, Actiniaria, Edwardsiidae. Gene Ontology annotation, molecular function: 1-phosphatidylinositol 4-kinase activity. The transcript is spliced from 37 exons. The record is from RefSeq and is a predicted model, not a curated record. Gene Ontology annotation, cellular component: plasma membrane; cytoplasm. Bases 32 to 6043 code for a protein of 2003 amino acids. Gene Ontology annotation, biological process: phosphatidylinositol-mediated signaling; phosphatidylinositol phosphate biosynthetic process.
CGAGGUAAACAUUUCGGAUCUAGAAUCCAAGAUGGCGGUGGAUUCACCGAGUUCGGCUGACACUUUGAGACGACUAGCUUUGUCUCUCGCCGCCUUGAAGCCAGCACCAUGGGACAAGGUAAAGAAGAUGUCGAGGCUCUGCCCAGGCCGUCCAUCGUCGCCAUCAGAAUCAUUUGUCUUGGACCAAAGAGGACAGGAAGCCAUAUUAGCCUUGGGUUACUAUGAGCUUCAGUCUGGUUUGGAGUACAAGGCUAAGAUAAUGCCAUAUCUAAUUGAUGUUCUCAAUGGACUUCCGAAAGCUAAAUGGAUUGAGUCACAGCUACCAAUAGUGAAGACCCCAGUUGCGGGGGAAUUUGCUCUCAAGUUUGUGAGUCUGAUGAGUUGUUUGGCAGAGAAAGACAAAUCUUCAGCUGUCAAAAUCACAGCAGCACAGUGUAGCGUGUUUGAAGUGCUCGUGGGGCAAUGUUGUGCCUUCAAAAAUACAAAAGAUGUAAAAUCUAAAGAAAACCUCUGCAAGUACACACUUCCUUUACUCAUCGGUCUGUCUCAAGCACUGGGAGUCUCCAAGAUCUGCAAAGGCAAUGAAGUACUCAUUUCACAAGUCCUUAAUCUGCAAUUCUCUCCUUCCAAGCCAGGCUCCAGACCCAUGCUACCACGGCCCUUGGUGAGGAGGCCCUUGCAGGGUCAGACAGAAGGCUCUUGCACUGCACCUUUAACAACUAAUCAACUAGAAUCUCUGGUUGCACAGAUAGAGAAAUUUCUAAAUGCAGAGCUUCUCCAAAAGCUGGACACCUUACUGGAGGAAUGUGUUAAGACAAGUGUCAUCCCAUCAAACUUUCCUCUGCAUUCCUUGAGUGAGGUGCUCACACUGUCUAUGGUCACUUUGCUAAGAGAUCUGUACCAAACUACUCCAGGUGUUUCCCCAAAGCACAUUAGUCGAGGUCAGGAACUAGGCAAAGCCAUUUUCAUGGCAGAGAGAUCAGAUAUGCAGAAGAAGAAAGACUACAGAACACAGACACUCAAAUGGAAACUUCAAACUGUGUCUGCAAGCAUUGAUCUGAUGGUCUGGACAGCCCAGGAUGAGCAAGAUGCUGAGACUUUGUGCCAAAACAUCUCUGAGUUCCUGUGCUCUACCAUGGCUACAUCACUAGUCCAGACUGACAUUAGCAUCUUUACCUGCUGCCUGGAAGGGCUGGGAACCCUGUGUGAGAAGUUCCCAUCCAUGGCCAGCCUGGUGUUAUCUAGUUUCCGUGUGUUCUUACUCAACCCGGCACCUGUUGUCUCUAAGUGCUGUGUGUCUGAAAAGAAGCCAGGAUCCGGCAUCAUCAUGACCCUGUCUAGUGCCGAGUCCAACAGCACACCACAAGUCACCGUUGGACAUGCUCCUGCCAAACCCAACUUAACCAACACUUUGUGCCAGGAACUGAGGAAAGAAGCUCUAGAAAAUAUAUGCAGGUCAUUGAAAGCUGGUCUCAUCAAUGAUGAGAAUUGUGUCCAGGCUUUCCUGUCCUCUGUGUCCAACAAAUUGUACACAAUUGACACAAAAGAUGAAGAGACAGCAUCACUGAUGUCCACCAAUGCUAUCCUGACUCUCGGCCAUGUUGCCUUUAUGAUGCAUGAAGUGCCUGACACAGUCGAGUCAGUUCUAACCAUCAUGCAACACAGGUUUUGCCACCCACCUUCAUCCCUGGACCCUCUCAUCGUAGAGCAGCUAGGAUAUCUCAUAUUGGUGGGCUCGGAUCAAAUUUACCAGCAGAUUAUGGGAAUGUUCAUGAAGAUCACAGUGGAUGCCGGCUCACUUGCGUACUCACGGGAAACCACCCUGAAUGAAACAACCCAGGGAUACAGACACUGUGCACUGGCAGUUCUGAACGCUUACUCAAACGUGGCAGCCAACCUUAAAGGGGAAACCAAGUUACAAGACUUCCUAGUAAGGCUGCUGGAGCUAUUUGUGCAGCUGGGACUGGAGAGCAAGAGGGCGAGCGAGAAAGCCUCCUUUGCCAUCAAGGCUUCCUCCAGUGCUGGCAAUCUUGGCGUGCUCAUCCCCGUCAUCGCCACAGCCAUCUCCCAACUGCCGCCACUGGAAGACCCCAAGCCCCGACUUCACAAGCUGUUCUGGGACUUCUGGCUGUACUGCGUGGUGAUGGGUUUUGGGGUGGAGGGCUCCACCCUAUGGCCACAGGAGUGGUAUCUUGGGGUGUGUGCGAUCGCCGUUAAGUCCCCACUGCUGCUUGGUGCAGAACAUCUUCGAUCGAGACUCAUGUACAACUCGGCGCUUAAGAAUGAUUCUGUUGCUCCGGCUGAGCUUAAUGAAGUGCGUUUGGCGUUACUUGACAACCUUGGCAACCCGCCAGAGAUCGUCACCCUCGUCAACAAACUCAACUUCGGCCAGUGCACCUACCUGCUAUCAGUCUACAAACUAGAAACACUCCGUGUAUCUUCCGAGUCCAGCUCAAUCCACUCCAUAUUUUCAUACCUGGAAGAUCGGGCAGUACAAAAAGACAAAGCAGGUAUGUGGCAAUGCAUCUCCGCCAUCGGCGACAAGGUGUUCAAAGCUUUUCUCAACACGAUGGCGAACAAGUCUCGCACGCCGUCACGUGAGCUAGAACUCGAGGGGCAUGCGCAGUACCUGCUCAUUAAAUUCAACCAUCUGCACAAGCGAAUCCGCCGUGUGGCUGAUAAAUACUUGUCUGAACUCGUCGAUAAGUUUCCCCAUCUCUUGUGGAAUGGCAAGGUCCUUCACUUUAUCCUGGACUUACUACAGACGCUAUCAGAGUCGCUUGAACAACCGGAAAGUCACCAGACGGUUCAGAUGCUCGUUCCCGGGACCUCAUACACUCUGGCCGUGCACGAAGAGAUGGAUGGGAGGGAGGGGACGGUUAGGGACUUUUCUGCUCGCUGUAGCGGCAUCCUGAAAGAGGCCAUCAAAUGGGCCCCGGAGGCCACUCUCUCACUGCUACAGGACUACCUGCUGAAGUUCGAACACGUGUCUGUUGGUAUGACUCACCAUACAGGACUGGCGCUGGCUAUGGAGAACAUCGUGCAGUUUGCAGGACUCAACCCCAGGUCCAUGUGUCUUAGUAGUGCUGCUCUAGACAAGAGACCGAGUUGCGUCAAAAAGGGUCUGGAUCAAGUGCCGUCCGGGCUAACUAUGAGAAGUAGAUACCAGGGGGAGAUUGUUGGCAUGAUGGCGAUGGUUGAGGCACAGUCUAAGGACGUUCGCGAUGUCAGCACCAAGCUUUGCCGAGUGCUGAACAAGCAGCUUCAAGACAGCGUGACGGUGGCUGGUGAGGCUUACGUCUCAGCCAUGUUCAAGGCUUCUGCUUUCCUUGUCACAACUAAAGACGUUGAUAAACAGCUGAUGCAUGACGUGUGCUGGUGCCCUGCGCAGAUCUUUACCAAGGAAUCCAUGGCAACAGCUGUAGCAUGCUGGGAAUGGAUCCUGGGGGCAAGAAAGGACGUUGAGCUGCAGAUGAUGCGUGAAAUAAGCUGCGCUUGGCAAUGGACUGUUUGUAGGCGGGUUGGGUUGUUCUCACGUGACACUGUCCCAGAGAGUCCGCUGGCCUCUUUUGACGACAAUUCUCCUCCCAAGGCCCCGGAUGUUGCACCUCAUGACAUCUGGAUCAGGUUUCUGGCCCAGCGGUUUGAGAUGGUUAAAUACUACAGCACUGAUCAGGUACAAAUCAUCAUGACACUUGUGCAGCGCUCCCUCCCCCUCUCAGUCAGUCGGGAUAACUUCAUGUCCCGUCACGUUGCGGCUGUUCGCCCGCGGUUUCGACUACUGUCCCUCGGGAUGGCUGUGUUGCAGGGUGACUUUCUUGGAAACUCUGUGGCGAAGAAUGUGCUCAGGGAGCGAGUCUAUUGCAACGCACUUGACUACUUCAGUAUCAAGCCUAUGUGGCCGGUCACCGAUAGCACUGAAUUGCGUGUGGAUGUGACUGUUCUUGUCAAGUUCUGGCAAGCCAUCCUUGCGGACAAGAAGUACAUGAAGCAUUUCAUGAUGUCUCCGGUGGAUUCAUAUCCACUCGGGGCUCAGUCGUCAGGCUCACAUUACUCAAGCUCACAUACGGAUCUAGGGCCAUACUUGCAAGGCAACCGUUGGAUGAAUACUAUCCCCCUCUCGAGUAAUGUGUCAUCCAGGCGUUCCACGAGCGCAUCUAAUGAGCGGGACUCGCCAGGCAAUCAGCAUACUGUACGGGACUACCUCAAGAGACGUAACCUGAUCCUGGCCCUUGUCCGCAGAGAGGUGGAGAGACUGUCCACCUGGCACAACUCACUAGCGCAGCCAGAAAUGUCCUUUGAGGGUGAGACAUCGAUGACUAACUGGGCAAACCAAACGCUGUUCACUGAGCGUAAUUGGCGUGACUUGGUGCGUCUGGCUUGGCUCAUCUCUCCUGGAAUCGCCGUUCACCUGCCAACAAGAUACAAAGACGUACCGAUAGUGCAACGGGAGGUCUCACGUCUUGUCCGAAACAACCCAAUCGCAGUGGCCCACAUUCCGGACGCCUUGCACUACAUCGUCACAGAGUCUACAGUCAAGAUGGACAUCCCCGAGCUAACGCAUGCGCUGUGCUGGUCGGCCGUGCCUCCAGUACAAGCCAUCGCCUUCUUCUCACAACAAUACCCUCCUCAUCCUCUGACAGCUCAGUACGCGAUCCGCGUCCUGCAGUCCUUCCCGCCCGAUUCCAUUCUUAUUUAUAUCCCACAACUUGUUCAGGCGACGCGUUAUGAUGCGCUUGGUUUUGUUACGGAGUACAUCAUUUGGGCCGCACAGCAUUCACAGUUACUAGCCCACCAGUUGAUCUGGAACAUGAAGACCAACAUGUUCGUGGACGAGGAGGGCCUUCACAAGGACUCGCAGAUCGGUGACCAUCUGGACCAGCUCAUCGGGCGAAUCACGAGCACCGUGUCUGGACCAGAACGCGAUUUCUACACACGAGAGUUCGAGUUCUUUGACAAAGUCACCAACAUAUCUGCCGUUAUCAAGCCAUUCCCGAAGGGUCCCGAGCGCAAAGAGGCGUGUCUUAGGGCGCUGGGUGAUAUCCGGGCCGAGAAGGGCGUGUACCUGCCUAGCAACCCCGAGGCGAUGGUGCUCGAGAUUGACCAGACUUCCGGUACGCCCAUGCAGAGUGCGGCAAAGGCGCCAUUCCUCGCCAAGUUCAAGGUCAAGCGCAUGGGCAUCGCUGAGCUAGAGAGCAUCAACGUCAAAAAAGAUUUUCCCUGUGACUCAGAUGAGGCGAACCAGGAAAACCCUAACGUGUACUGGCAGGCGGCCAUCUUCAAGGUCGGCGAUGACGUACGACAGGACAUGCUCGCGCUGCAAGUUAUUUCUCUGUUCAAGAACAUAUUCGAGCAGGUCGGUCUGGACGUGUACCUCAAGCCCUAUAGAGUAGUGGCCACCUCGCCAGGGUGUGGUGUCAUCGAGUGCGUGCCCGACUCCAAGUCACGUGACCAGCUAGGGCGUCAGACCGAGGUGGACUUGUACGAGUACUACUUGAAGACGUACGGAGAUGAAAGUACGCCUGCCUUCCAACAGGCCCGGUCGAACUUUAUAAAGAGCAUGGCGGCGUACUCCAUAGUAAGCUUCUUGUUGCAGAUUAAGGAUCGUCAUAAUGGCAACCUGAUGCUGGAUAGAGAAGGCCAUAUUAUUCAUAUCGAUUUUGGAUUCAUGUUCGAGUCGUCUCCGGGUGGUAACCUGGGUUUUGAGCCGGACAUGAAGAUUUCCCACGAGAUGGUUAUGAUCAUGGGUGGUACCAUGGAGUCCCCACCUUUCAGGUGGUUUAUGGACCUAUGUGUCAAGUCCUAUCUAGCAGUAAGACCCUACCAGGAGGCGCUCGUGUCUCUAGUCGCCUUGAUGUUAGACACAGGGUUACCAUGCUUUCGGGGCGAGACACUUAAACGCCUCAGGGCGAGGUUCAGCCCAGCGCAAAGCGAGAAGGAAGCUGCUACCUACAUGUCCAAGGUCAUCCGGGACUCCUACCUCAACUACAGGACACGAGUUUAUGACCUUAUCCAGCUGGCGCAAAACCAGAUUCCCUGCUAGACAACGUGAUUUAGGGGGGAGUAAGAUUUACUGAUAACUCGUCAAGGGUAUACUCUCCUGCGCAUGGCUUUCAGAUUACCUGCUAGACAACGUGAUUUGAGGGAGAGUAAUAUUUACUGAUAACUCAUCAAGGGUAUACUCUCCUGCGCAUGGCUUUCAGAUUACCUGCUAGACAACGUGAUUUGAGGGAGAGUUUCCUUUGCGUCACGUAGCCACCAUUAAUGAACAUUGGAUAACGCUAAACGAACGAGCUUCGUUGACGACAAUGAAGACUGUGCCGUGUAGAAUGUGGUGAUAAUCUUAUUUACAGCCGGUUAAAAGCGUCUUUAUAAAUAAUUAUUUAAUUGAAUCAUAUAGUAUCAACGAAUUUUAAUGUUAUAUGUACAAAGUAAGAAAAAGGUAGAUAAUGGAAAAAGAGAGAGCUCAAUCCUGAUAGUUCAUUAUUAUGGUUUCACCGUUACACUAAUAAACCAAUUCUAUGUCUAA